This is a messenger RNA of Amoebophrya sp. A120, 4051 nucleotides long. The record is from the annotation of a GenBank genome assembly. Lineage: Eukaryota; Dinophyceae; Syndiniales; Amoebophryaceae.
GUUAGUUUUACUUGACCCAGUACUUUGCUUUUGUGAUAAAUAGUACUUACGUAGUACUCGUUACAACUCCCUACUAAGCGUCUAUUAAAGGGGCUUUUGUAAGUAGGCUCACCGUAGUUCUUAGAAAUUUCAAAGAGCGUGAAACGAAAGCAAAUAUUAAACCGAAACCCCGUGAUCACCAUGUCCGGCGCACCCCUCUCGACCGGUAGUACACCAACAACUACCGGUCACUACAUUCUCCCGGCGUACUACCGGCAAUGCGGAAAACGCGAUUCGCCGUACUGCGAGCCGCCGAAACUGCCGAGCAUCGCUUUAAAAGACGAAAACCUCGAUAACAUGCACACGCACACCAACUUGCAGCUGCUCGCGACCGGAGAGUACAUCGGGGCCGAAUUCACACAGGACUUCCAACUCUUUUGCCCCCUGCGGAAAACGAUCUAUCCUAUAGAAAAACGUCCCCACCCCAUAGUUGUCAUGCACAUUUGCAUCUACAGAAAAAUCUGUAAUGCACAUGAUCCGCGAGAGAGGAAUUUGUAGUCGUGUUCUGGUAUUUGUGAUGCUGUAAACAGGAUGAGCAGAACUGUCUUUGUGAUGCUGCUGUCCUUGCUAAACAGGACUACUGUACGGAUGGAAACUUGUCAUGCAUAAUUAAGUCCCAAAACUUGGAGAUUUGUGUUGCAGAUUUACCCACUUGACUCUGGGGUGGGGACUUUUUUUUUUGCUCAGGAUACGAUCCGGCAGCUGUUUAAGGAGUUGAGAGACGACAUUUUUCCGAACAUGUUCAAGUGCAUCCCCCGGGAACCCAAGUACUUACUACUAUAUUUUGCUUUACAAUAUAUCAAUUUCGUUUUGUCAUGCACAACUUUCAUGACGAGCGCGCUUUGUCAUGCAAGACCGCAAAAAGGUACCGGCAUAACAACUUCAAAAUUCAUUUCUCGAGGACAUUCAUAGAUACAUUCCUCCCUUCCAGAUGCGGCGCGGCCAUCUUUGACCGGCACGAGAUUUGCGUGAAGCUGAUGCUACUGCUAUUGUGAGGAAAAAUCCUCCCUCCCCAUACCAGACCGGGAUACUUCUGAAAAUUUGUGAUGCUGAUUUGAGACCACAAAUCGUCGCUGUAUUGCAAGAAGGCAAAUCCACAAACCUUGGCGCGUCGUCCUGCAGGCAAUUUGUGAUGCUACAUGGCCUACGGAGGAUAUGCCUGCCUUGCUAGGCGCCUACACCAAAACGCCCCCGCUCUGGCUUGAUAUCAGCCUGCACUUGUCUACUGCAAGACAAAGCCGAUUCGUGUACACAAAUCCCGCAUCAAAGAUUUCCAUGUCGGUAUUGGGAGGGAGGAUUUUUCCUUUUGAUAACUGCUCCUGAACGGCCGCUGCCGCCGGGUGGAGCAACGGGAGCUUCUCAUGCGGGAGAUGCAACGGCUGGCCAUGGUGAACAACGAAGUGGCAGAUAGGAAGCUGUACGACUACUGCUCUGCGAUCAAGCAAAUCCGGGCGUUAGUACUGGGUGGAGGUGGCAGUGGUUACCCUAGUGGCAGCACUACGAUGAACAAGGAUGGUGCGAAGUCUGGUGGUGACAAUGGGGAGGCAGUCAUGCACGUGGUAGAUGAUGCACAUGCUGACCCAGUGGAAGAAAUGGGCCUGGUCGCCGAGAACGAAAUGUUUGAGGAGGUGCAAAGCUGUGCGUACGACGACGACUUCUGCGACAAAUGCUUGAACGGUGACAUUCAGGAGUGGCCGCGGGCCGUGUACCACGAGAUGACGAUGCCGGAAGGUCCGAGCCCCGAGGAGCGCGGGAGGCCCGUGGUAUGCAUUGCAAAAGCAUGAUCGCACUAGUUCAUCUAGUAUGAAUUGCAUUACAAAUUUGCUCAGCAUGAGAAAUAGGAUGUGUCAUGCUGUUUUACCUUUUGAUGGAGAUUUGUAAUGCAUAACUGCGAUCACUACGAGUUGUACGAUGCUUUUGCAUUGCAUACGUGGAAACGCACGUGGACGAUGACAUUCAGUACUUCGCGGACCUGGAUGACGAGGGCAAGCUGCGGUCCCUUGUCACAAGACUACUUUUCCUCACGCCACUAUCCAAGAAAAAAAACUGUGUUAGUGUAACUUUCUUUGGUUCUUGACAGCAUUACAAAUUUGCUCCACAUGACAGAGAAAACCUGUCAUGUGUGGCUUGUAAGGAAAAACACACAUGAAAAGAGGAAUUCACGGCUGUCUGGCAUGACAAGUGUAACUCUGUUGCAUGUUCUGCAUUGCAGAGUUACACUUAGACAGUUUUUUUCUUGCAUAGCCACCAACCGAGCACUGGCCGGAGGAAAAUGAAGACGGAGACGCAACGCCCGUGAUUCACGGAAAAAGAAAAAAGAUGACGGUGUUGACGGAGGACCUCGGUUCCCCGGAUCUGCGGGCGAUGAUAGCCGCGGGGGAGAAAUCCCGCGCGGCGGCGGCAGCAGCAGUGAAGGAAGGAGCUGUGGGCAACACUGGUACAACUGGCGCAGCACCUAUGAAAGAAAAAAACUGUGUAAGUGUAACUUUCUUUGGCUGACAGCAUCACAAAUUUGCUCUACAUGACAGUGAAAACCUGUCAUGCGUGGCUUGUGAGGGAAAACACACAGAAAAAAAGGACUUAGUGGCUGUGUGGCAUGACAGGCGCAAUUCUGUUGCAUAUUCUGCAUUACAGAGUUACACUCACGCAGUUUUUUUCUUGCAUAGCACCUCCCGUUGUUCCUUCGCCAAAGACGAGCAGCAGCAGCACCGCCAAGCCCCGACGGCCCUAUCACGAACGCGAGUUCGCGCAGUAUUGCAAGGAAAAAUACUUCCUCCCCAUAUUGAAAACAUGUCCUUCCGAAAAUUUUUGAUGCAGAUUUGUGACCACAAAUCCUGUCUGUCUUGCCAGAGGGCAAACCCACAGAGUCCGCCGCGAUAUGCAGGCGGUUUGUAAUGCUGCAAGACCUACUGGGCAGACGUCUGCCAUGCUGGGCCCCGACACCAAAAGGUCCCCCCUUAGGCUUGCGGUCUGCGUGCAGUGCUUUCCUGCAAGACAAAUGUGAUUUGUGUAUAAGUACACAAAUCCCGCAUCACAGAUAUCCGCUUUGAUAUGGGGGAGAGUUUUCAUUUUGAUACGCAGCCGACGUACUUCAGCCAGCCAUUCAAACGGCCGGGUCCCGGCCUCCCGAUCGGCACUGCGCCGGGGCAGUCGGUGAUCAGCAACAUGGUAGACCAGCUGAACCGCAUCAACAGUUUGGUCCUCGAGAACGCGAAGCGGCUGAGCGGGAAGUGGACACUGCACAAACUGCACCCGGCCUCGCCCGCAGCGGUGGUUGCGGAAAAGUGCAAGCAGGACGCGGGGCAGCUGGCGGAAAUUAUGGACGACUUUGAGUACUUACGGAUUGCAAAUAUGUCUGGGUCUGGAAGAUUGCGAGAUUUGUCAUGCUUGUCUGGCAUGACGAAAAAGCUUGUUAUGCGUGUCCAAGAGGAGACCCUUUUGCCUGUCAUGCAAAAACGCAGUUUGUCAUGCGAAAAACGCAACACAAAGAAGCGCAGACAUUUCUCAUGCUUGCCUGUGCAUUACAGAGCAGUCACUAUUCCCAACGCAGCAUUACAAGUUUCCAGACCCAGACACUUUUGCAGUUGAUAGUACUCGCUGGAAAACUAUUUCGUGGACGUCCGGCUGGAAGACAACCGGUAUUUCCGCAAUCGGUUUCUGCUAUGCAUUGCAAAUAUGUCUGAGUCUGGAUUUGUGAUGCGAAAUUUGCAGGACAAAAAGAUCUGUGAUGCAUGAGGAGGAUUGGCUAGCUAUUUUGUCGUGCUGAAAGGUAGUUUGUCAUGCAAAACGCACCAGGACUCGCAGUUUGUCACGCAAGACUCAGCAACACAAAUUCGCUAUUCAGCCCCAGACAUGUUUGCAUUUGAUAUCUGCGGUUCGCGUACGUUUUGGAAAAGCAGGAGAAGCAGCUGGAGACCUUGGCGAAAGGGGCGAAGCGCAUCCAGGACUGCAUGCUCGAGGAGGUGGCCGGGAUCUACGAGAAAAAUGUGAGACGGCUGUACUGCAAGAAAGA